This is a messenger RNA of Pantherophis guttatus, 6100 nucleotides long. RefSeq names its product adrenoceptor alpha 1D (gene ADRA1D). Gene Ontology annotation, biological process: cell-cell signaling; positive regulation of vasoconstriction; phospholipase C-activating G protein-coupled receptor signaling pathway. The record is from RefSeq and is a predicted model, not a curated record. NCBI's taxonomy places the organism in Eukaryota, Metazoa, Chordata, Lepidosauria, Squamata, Colubridae. Gene Ontology annotation, cellular component: plasma membrane. Gene Ontology annotation, molecular function: alpha1-adrenergic receptor activity.
AAGAAAGAAAGAAAGAAAGAAAAAGAAAGAAAGAAGAAAGAAAGAAAGAAAGAAAGAAAGAAAGAAAGAAAGAAAGAAAGAAAGAAAGAAAGAAAGAAAGAAAGAUAGAUAGAUUAGGGAAGAAGGAAGGAAGGGACUAUCUCCAUAUGCUUUAAAAAAGGGGAGGGGGCUUCGGGAUUUUUCAGCAGGGGUCAACCUUCCUCCCGGGAUGCAGUAGGGGAGCGGUGGGAGAGACAAGCCGGCCCCUCUCCCCGUUGCGCUGCUGAGCCUCCGUCCCCGAUGGAGACUGAGCCGUUUUGAAAAAGAAUGACUUUCACUGACCGGAUUAAUGCCAGCUUGAAUGGGAACCACACAGGAGAAGCCGGUGGGAUUAACGGGUCCUUGAGCAGAGAAGAUGCCUUCUCCAACACCAGCGCCUCCGUAACUCAGGGACUGAGCCUGCAGUCGGUGGGCGUCGGGGUCUUCCUAGCCAUCUUCAUCCUCUUGGCGAUCGUGGGCAACAUCUUGGUCAUCCUCUCGGUGGCCUGCAACCGGCACUUGCGGACGGUCACUAACUACUUCAUCAUCAACCUGGCCAUCGCGGACUUGCUCCUCAGCACUACCGUCCUGCCCUUCUCGGCUACCUUGGAGGUCCUGGAUCUGUGGGUCUUCGGCCGCAUCUUCUGCGACAUCUGGGCCGCCGUGGACGUCCUGUGUUGCACCGCUUCCAUCAUGAGCUUGUGCAUCAUCUCGGUGGACCGGUACAUCGGGGUCAAGUAUUCUCUCAAGUACCCCACCAUUAUGACGGAGAAGAAGGCCGUGGUUAUCUUGGGGGUGGUCUGGCUCUCCUCCAUGGUCAUCUCCAUCGGGCCCCUCUUGGGUUGGAAGGAAGAGCCUCCCGAAAGCGAGGAGUUCUGCACCAUCACAGAAGAACCCGGCUAUGCCCUCUUCUCGUCGCUCUUCUCCUUCUACUUGCCCCUCUUGGUCAUCCUGGUGAUGUACUUCAACAUCUACGUGGUGGCCAGGAGGACCACCAAGAGCCUCGAAGCCGGGGUCAAGAAAGAACGGAACAAAUCCAUGGAAGUGGUGCUUAGGAUCCAUUGCCGGAACGUCUUGGAGGAUUCGUUGGCCAGCACCAAGAGACAUACCUUCAGAAGCUCUCUCUCAGUCCGGCUUUUGAAGUUCUCCAGGGAGAAGAAGGCAGCCAAGACAUUGGCCAUCGUGGUCGGGGUCUUCAUUCUCUGCUGGCUGCCGUUCUUUUUCGUCCUGUCGUUCGGUUCCUUCUUCCCUUCCCUGAAGCCCUCAGAAAUGGCCUUCAAGAUUAUCUUCUGGCUCGGCUACUUCAACAGCUGCGUGAACCCCAUCAUCUACCCCUGCUCCAGCAAAGAGUUCAAACGAGCUUUCAUCCGCCUGCUCAAGUGCCAAUGUCGUCGGAGGCCUAUCUGGAGGGUUUAUGAGAACCCUUGGCGAGCGGCCUCCAUCAACGGCUCCAGACGGGACUCGGAGAGGGAGCCCCGUUCCCGGAUCUCCACACUCAACGGCGGCUCCUUCAUAUUGAACUCCAGCAGCUUGGAACGAUCGAGCAAGAGAAGGACUCUGAACUUCAAGAGAUGGAGGAUAUUUUCUCCCUUCCACAAACCCAGCAUCCAGCUGAAGGAGACGAUGAACAGCCUCUCCCACAAGAUGCGUGGGAGCUCCCUCCGGGGCGGCAUGGCGGCCUCCUUCAAAACAGAGGUGGAGUCGGUUUCCAUUGGCAUCCCCAAUGACUUCUUGGAAUGCAUCGACUAUCAAAUGUACGAUAAUCUGACGGACUCUGAAUCUUGCGGGCUUAAAGAAACGGAUAUUUGACGUUAAUGGGGACCGUUCGGGGUUCUUUUCUGGGUCCCGUUUGGUUUGUCUCCAUCUUAUAAGUGUUUGGUUGACAAAGGCUGGUGCACUCCGUGAGUGAGACAGAUAGACUAACCAAGGUAAUCACACCCCGUUGGUAGAAAUCCAGGGGUGGGCUUCAAAAAUUUUAGCAAGGGGUUCUCUGCCCUGUUGCUGGGUGGGCGUGGCCUAGUUGGCCUCCUGCACCAUAGUGGGGAGGUGGUACUUUGGCCCUCCCCAGGCUCCGGAGGCUUUCCUCAAGCCUCCGGGAUGGCGAAAACAGCCUCCCCAAGCUCCGAAGACUCUCUGGAGGCCGGAAACUGGCCCGAACUUCCGGUAGGCCCGUUUUUCACUCUCCCCGAGCCUCCGUGCGCGCCCUGCACUUACCUGCAUCCAAAACGGGAUGCGUGGGGACUCCUGAGAGGUGAGGGGUGGGCAGGGCCAGCCAGGAGUGGGAUUUGGGGGUUCUCCGAACUGCGCAGAAUCUUAGCUAGAGGUUCUCCCGAACGCUUGCGAACCCCCAGCAGUCCACCCCUGUAGAAAUCCAUGUUUUGCAUACAGAAGACACCAUUUUCCAUUUGACACACAACACGCACCUUUGUCGGGGUCUUGGCGGUCUCCGAGCUGGGUGGUUUCCUUGCAAGACGUUUCAUGACCCAACUAGGUAGCAUCAUCAGUGCUGGAAGGGGGUUGGGUUUUCUCUCUGUUUUUAUACAUACAACCCCUCUCCUUUCUAGCAUUGAUGGUGUCACCUAGUUGGGUCAUAAAACGUCUGCAAGGAAACCACCAAGUUCAGAGAGCACCAAGGACCCCACAAUUCAACCCUCAACUACAAAUAUUCUCUUUGAUUGGUAUGCAUACCCUGGUCUCCGAUGAGUAAAGAGCAAGUACAUCAUAACCCUGGUUGGAAACUGAGUUUGUUACCUAAAGAAAGUCAGAUGGCCACGAUGUUGAGAAGGAUAAACACAGCUUGUCCUCAACUUACGGCCACAAUUGAGCCCCAAAUUUCGGUUGCUAAGUGAAGCCGUUGUUCAGUGAAUUCUGCCCCAUUUUACAACCUUUCUUGCCACAGUUACUAAGUGAAUCACUGUUAAGUUGUUAAGUUGUUAAGUUAAGGCUGUAAAACCUGGCACGAACUCCCUGAACAGUUGCCCAGCUUCCGAAUCUUUGAUUGCCUGACCACGGUGAUACGGCAAUGGUCAUAAGUUUGAAAAACGGCCGUAAAUCAUUUGUCCAGGGCUGUUGUAACUUUGAACGGUCACUAAACAAAUGCUUUAUGGGUCGGGGACAGUUGCAAGCGGUUGUAAGUGAGCCUUACAACCUAGGUUUUGAGUUUCUUGGUCUCAGAAUAUUCCUUCGAAAAUGUUGUGCAGGUUUUUCAGUUGUGUAAUCAGCGUUAUGCUAUGUCAAACAUUUUGAUUCUUUCAACAACAACAAAAAUCUUGUUUCCCUCUGUUUUUUUUUACUGUCUUUUGAUGGAAAAGAUUGUUUUGGUUCAUCGUUUUCCAGGCUGAGAGGUCUGAGGGGGUCCCUGGUUGCAUUUUCCCCUUCCUUGAAAAUCUCAUUUUAAAAAAAAAAAAUCAAAAGGAAAUUCCUGUCUUUGGGUGUUUUUUCCCAAACGGGGCUGCCUGGCCUCUCUUGAGGUGGCAAAAUGCAAAAUAUGAUGGCUGUCUUAGCAGUUUCCAUCCCCCCGGCAUUCAAAUCAGCUGAAAGAAAAUUGAGGAAGGUCUUCAGGGCACGGCGGAAGGCACCGAGGUCUUGAAUUCUUCGUAUCUCUGGAGGCAGUUGAUUCCAGAGAGCAGGUGCCCCCACAAAGAAGGCCCUUCCCCUGGGGGCCACCAGUCUACAUUGCUUGGCCGAUGGCACCCUGAGGAGGCCCUCUCUGUGGGAGCGCACCAGUCGGUGGUGGCAGCAGGCGGUCUCGAAGGUAUCCAGGUCCUAUGCCAUGGAGCGCUUUAAAGGUGAUAACCAACACCUUGAAGCGCACCCGGAAGACCACUGGGAGCCAGUGCAGCUCACCCAGGAGAGGUGUUAUGUGGGAGCACCAUGCAGUUCCCGUCACUACCUGCGCGGCCGCAUUCUGGACCAGCUGAAGUCUCCGGGUGCUCUUCAAGGGGAGCCCCAUGUAGAGAGCGUUGCCGUAGUCCAGGCGAGAGGUGAUGAGGGCAUGAGUGACUGUGCACAAGGAAUCCCAAUCUAGGAAGGGCCGCAACUGGCGGAUCAGGCGAACCUUAUAAAAAGUCCCCCUGGCCACAGCCAUCAGAUGUUCCUCCAAGGACAGCUGUGUAUCCAGGAGGAUGCCCAAGUUGGUCAUGCUAAGAUUUCUGGACUUCAACUCCCAGAACACCUCAGUCAACAUGCUGGCUGGGGAAUUCUAGGAGUUGAAGUCUACACGUCUUUUCCUUCCCAUUAGGUCAAUGUUUGGCCAUGCUAAGAUUUCUGGACUUCAACUCCCAGAAUUCCUCAGCCAGCAUGCUGACUGAGGAAUUCUGGGAGUUGAAGUCCUCACAUCUUCAAGGUUGAAAAUCACAGCAUCAGGGGAACAAAAACCAACAACAAAAUAGUUCCUCUUUGUUGUUGACUUCAUAGGUCACAACUGAGUUCAUCCGAUGCAUUAAGUUAAUUGGGGGGAAAAAAAGACAAAACUGCAAGCCAGAAUCUGCAGCACAGUCAUGGAUGGUGGAAGCCAAAUUAAUAACUUACUGGAGUAGUUAUUUCUAUUUUCUUUCAAGUACUACAUGUCCUGGAACUGUCAGCUCCGAGUUAGCCCAAAAUAAUUGUCCCCAAAAUAUUCCACUUGUACUAGAACAGGGAACUCACUCAACUCCGUGGACAUUGCAUUUUGCCAAGUGAUUUGGCACAAGGGUUCCUAAUCCUAACUAUCCCACAGAAUAAAAAUAAAUGCAGAAUAACAGAAUCGGAAGGGACCUCGGAGGUCUUCUAGUCCAACCCCUUGCUCAAGCAUGGGACUCUGUACCAUUCUGGACAAAAUUCAUGAUUCGGAAUUCAACAACUCAUAAAUCAGUUGCAUAUCUUUCAGGCCAGAUGUGAGGUGCGACUGGGCUACCUCCUCACUGCCUAACAGGAGGGCCAAUAAUGGGCAAUAAUGCAGGUAGUCCUCAACUUACGACCACAAUUGAGCCCAAAAUAUCUGUUGCUAAGUGAAACAUUUUUAAAGUGAAUUUUGACUCAUUUCACGAUCAUUCUUACCACAGUCGUUAAGUGAAUUUACUGCAGGUGUUAAGUUAAUGACACGGUUGUUAAGUGAAUCUGGCUUCCUCAUGGACUUUGCUUGUCAGGACGUCACAAAAGGGGAUCACACAACCUUGGGACAUUGCGACUGUCAUAAAUACGAACCGGUGGCCAAGGGUCUGAAUUCUGCUCGCAUGAUCACGGGGAGGCUUACAACGGUCGUAAGUCUGAAAAAUGGUCCAAGCUCACUUUUUUCGGGGCUGUUGUAACUUUGGUCACUAAACAAGCUGUUGUAAGUCGAGGACUACCUGCCAUGUCACAAAGAAUUAUUUCUAACUUUGUCGAAUUUUAUGCAGCCCUUUCAGAAAAACCCUCCUUCUGCCAUCUUCUAAAUCAGGGUUUGUUUGGGGUUUUUUUCCCCAAUUUUGGUAACUUUAAAGAUGGGCGGACUAGGGAAAUUCUGGGAGUUGAAGUCCGGCCAUCUUAGAAGUCGCCAAGAUUGACUCAAAAACACCGUUGUAACUCUGAACGGUCACUAAAUGAAUUGUUGUACGUCGAGGACUAUCCGUAGAGGUUGAUUUUCAAGUACAAGAAUGCAGAAGUGAGGGGACGGAAAGAAGAGACGUGGCAUUCGAGAGAAAAAAACGGACGCUUGAUUUUUUCAUAAGUAUAAUAUGUCAUUCUAAAAUUGUGGGCUUGUCCGAACUUCAUACAUCGGGCUAAAAAUUCGCCAUCGCCGACCCAACGGAAAAAGCGAAGACGUCCUCUGCUUUUGUGUCGGACAGAUGUUUUCUAAACCUUUCUAUUUUAUUGUUUACAAAAAAAAACCAACUGUGUACAUAGGUGUGCAUUUCGUUGAACAAAGAUCUUUGGCUAUUCUAACGCCCGGUUCUUUGGCUCCCUUCCUCUUUAAAAUCUGCAAGUGUAUUUAUUCGCGGGUGGGAAGGAGCGGGAAACGAUGGAUGAAAUUCCUCUCGACUUUUUUCCCCCAAACAGAAUGUAACGUUAUAUCUUCUGUUUCUUUGUACCAAAUACAUGCACAAUUUUUCCUUCGGGGUGUUGA